GUAUACCCACAGUGUCCCACAGAUUCAUUUAUAGACCUAGGGCCUAGGUCUAUAUUAUAUAAUAUAUAUCAAUUAUAUGUCUAUUAGUAUACCAGGUACUGUUACUCACUGUUAGUACUUUCUAAGAGUUUAAGAGUCUAGAGUAGAUCUACUUGAAUCUAGACUCAUUCUUAGUUUCUGGAUUAGUAAUCAUCUUAUGAUCUUAAUCUUUAGUUAUCAUCAUCAUGUAAUGUUAAUUUGACUUGACUUGAGCUAGAGGUCUAACGAACAAUGCCAAGCUACUGUUGCAUAAUAGGGUGCUCAAAUACUUCAUCAAAAAACAAAGAAAUUGGAUUUUUUGGCAUUCCAAAAGUGAUUACAAGGCAGGGUUCUAGCUGUGAAGAAAUUACUAUGAAAAGACGUAUAGCUUGGCUCAAAGCAAUCAAUAGAAUAGACUUUACAUUGAAUUUUGUCAAAGGCAAAAAAUGGAUCAAAGUUUGUGGAAAUCAUUUUAAAAAAGGUAAGCCUGCUUAUGUACAAAAUGUGAAUGAUCCAGACUGGAUUCCAAACCUUAAACUGGGAUAUGAUCCUGAACAUAAGUCUAUAAGAUACGAGCUACCAAAUCAGAGAAAGGCCAAAAAUGCUUUGAGAAGUAGUAGACAAGCUCAGUAUUCAGAAAUGAAUGAACAAGAGAUAGUUGCAGCUCAGUUAAAACAAGAGUUUCCUCUUUAUCAUGAAAGUGUGCAAGAAAAAGAUCAUCAAGAGUUAAAGCAAGACUUUCUGCUUCAUCCAGAAGGUAUCAUAAAAGUAGAAAGACUGGAAGCGGAUGAACCACAACUAUGUGAAGAACUUGCCCCCACUUUGCCAUUGGGCGAUGACCGAAACUUUACUCAGCAUUUGGUGACAGAAAUAAAGAGAGAAGUCUUGCUUUCUUCUCUGUUGUCUGAACCCAGUGCUACUGACAUAAUCUUUCAAAACCUCAAUCAGGAACAGUUCACAUUGCAACAUCAUACCAAUGACAAUGAGAGAUAAAGAAAAGAACUAAGCUUGAAAAAAACAAAAACAAUCUCAAUCUAAACUGAUAGGAAUUCAGUUAUCUUGAACAGUUUAGAAACUGAACUAGUAUUCAAGCAAUCAAAUUUGGCAUAAACAACGUUCUAGUUGUUUGAAGAGACAUUAAAUUCUCUCAUUACACUUUGAGAGGAAAACUAGUUAUACUGGAAGUCAAAUUUGUCAGACAAGGUUUGAUAUAUCAUGAUGAUUUAUACUGGUGUGAAAAAGACCUCAUGCUGAUGAUGGCUGUGUAACUAAAAUAUAUCAGAGAGGAUUCUCUGCCUAUUUGAGACCCCAGCUAGUUCUUACUAUCAUAAAAGAUGUAUGAAAGAAUGUUUUCUACUAAAUAAGCACCUCUUUAUUCCUAGAUGUGAAAGGCAGAUCAAAAGUUUGCAUUAAAUAAUACACGGUUUGCACAAACAUAUUUAAAGAAUUUGUAUUUUAUUAUUGCCUUCUUUGUAAAACAAAUUUUUCUCUAUAUAAGUAAAAUACAUGUUGAAAAGAUAAACUUCUACUGUAAAUAUUACCUGUUAUUAAGUGGAAAUAUAAAUUUUUUUUUUUGCUUGUUCAAAAUCUAUAUAGAAAGUGUGAGGGAUACAUGCACAUUUUCUGGUAGCCACAAUCUAUUUUUUUUUAAUUAUCUUCUGAGGCUCUAGUGCCAAAAUUCAUAAUCAGAGCACACCUAAGCAUUUUUAAAAAACUUUUUGAAUGCAGCAUAUUUCAAGCUCAGUUCCCUAUGAUCCAAUCUCUUUUGUGGACUUCCGGUGAAGAGGUAUCUGGUAGAAGGUCUCCUUGCAGCCUUUUGCAUUACCUACGUACCAAACUCAAGUCACAAAUAGAUCAAUAAAUUCAACUAGACAGACAAUGUUUCAAUCAGAUUAAGGAGAGAUUUGAGGCACGGUGGCUGAGCGGUAAAGGGCUUGGCUUCUUAACAGGUGGUCCCGGGUUCGAAUCCUGGGUACCUAACAUUAAUUGGGGAAAAGUAAUGACGGUUGGUCAUUGUGCUGGCCACAUGACAACCCUUGUUAAUCAUAGGCCACAGAAACAGAUGACCUUAACAUUAUCUGCCCUAUAGACCACAAAGUCUAAAGGGGAACUUUUAAUGAGAGAUUUGGGUACCGGGUACAUCAUUUUUUGUUUUAAAUCUCAUUCUGCUUCUGUGUUUUUAAGUCAAGGAUUAGAAGUGAUUUUUUUUUUUUACUUGGGUGCCAUAGUGCUAUUAACUCUAUGCCUUAAUUUAUAUUAGAUUGUUUAAGAGUACUUUUAAGAUCUUCCCUAUCACCAUGAUUAACUUUGAAAACUCUAUGCCAAUCCAGCAAGUGUCUUCUUCUUCUAGCCAGCUUUAUUGCUGCUGAGCUGUGAGCUCUUUUGUAGACUGUGCCAAGGAAAAAAAGUGUGCUGUUUUCUUCAGCUGUUCAGCACUGCCGUAAAGGGUGUUGGUUAUGUUGGGUUGUAGUGGAAGUAGGGUCUGCCUAAGGUGGAUUAGGGAGGGGCAUUCAAAGAGGAUAUGGUUUACGGUUUCAAAGGGGUGGGCGCAAUGUCUGCAAAGGGGUAGUUGUGUGGAGUUUAUUUUGUUCAGGUAGUAAUUUAAUAGUGGUGUGUGUCCUGUUCUUAGUUGGAAGAUUGUAGAUUGUUCUUUGCGGGGGAGGAAGUUAAUACUGUCCAGUUUGUUAGGCGUAGUCAUUUCUCUGUACAUGGCUCUGCGUGUUUCCUGAUGCCCAUUGGUUGAGCCACUCCUCUUUGUGAUUGUUGACUAACAUUGACCUUAGGGUGAGGUAGUUAACAGGUCUAUCUGGUUGUUCCAUAGAUGAACCUGCCUUUGAUAGCUUACCUGCCAUUUCAUUUCCCAUGAUGCCAAUGUGUCCAGGGAUCCACUGUAGUGUAAUAUUGAUAUCGUCUGGUGGAUUAUCACAGUGAGUGUUGUCAACUCUCUUGGGCUGUUAGAGGUGCUGCUGUUAAGUGCUUGCAGAGUAGAUUGGGAGUCUGUAAAGACAACAAUAUCUGAUGGUGGUUGCACUCCUUUCAUCUAAUUUGUUUUCCACUGUCUGGAGUGCUAUGGUAAUUGCCUCAAUUUCGGCUUGGAAGUUUGAGCAGUAAUCACCACAGGGUGCACUUAUCUCAAAGUGUUUAUUUUUAGGGAAGACCAGGAAGGCAUCAAGACCAGCAUUGAUGGUAGCUUUGAAAGCCGAUCCGUCUGUAUAAAUAUGGAUAGCUGUUUCAAGCGUGCCUACUUUGAGCUCCAGUGGAUUUGAUUCUUUUGUUAAGGUGUUAUUUAGUAAAUGUGUUUUGAUGGUUGGUUGUUUGUAGUUUAGUCCGGGUGUAAUGUUUGAAAACCUGGUAAUUUUUUUCUCUGUUAUUGGGUAGGUGGUGUUUUAGGGCUAGUUCGUCAGUAAGUUGGAUCAGAGUCCUUUGCUUUUUUUGGUUGUUUUUCCUAUUUCUCUGAGUUAGUAAUUUAUUUGGAUGAUCGUCCUCCAACCUUCUGUAUCUCUCAAUAGCUUCUAAUGCUGCUCUGUUGCGCCUUAACUUAAGAGGUUCAAUAUUGGAGUCUAUUUCACAGGCUGCUGUGGGAGUAGUUCUCAUACCUCCACUAAUUAACAACAACUUAACUCUAUGCCUUAAUUUAUAUUAGAUUGUUUAAGAGUACUUUUAAGAACUUCCCUAUCACCAUGAUUAACUUUGAAAACUCUAUGCCAAUCCAGCAAGUGUCACAUCACUUUAAACUUGCUUUAACUGACUGAGAAAAAAGUUUAAGAAAUCUUUUUGUUCUGUAACGUGGAACGACAAGUCAAAAAACCACAAAAAAAAAAAAAAAAAGUAUGUUAGUUAUAACUUUUUAAUUGAGAUAUUUAAAUUAAAUUUUCAACAGGAAUGUAUGAGUAUGUGUCAUUUGUUUAUUAUUAUAAUCCUGAGACAGAAGUUUUAAUUUUAUUUUUCUAUGAUGCCUAUGUUGUCACUUAAAAUGUUGCAACUUUUUAGCCUUAAGAAAUUACUUAAUAGGCUUUUUAACAGAAAUGAAUAUGUUUUUGCUGAUACUGGUACUUUUAAUUUUUAAACUUUUUUUUUCAUACAUUGAGAGCUUAAAUAUUUGAAUCUUGAUAGACAAAGAUUUACAACAACAACAACAAAAAAAAAAAAAAACAACUACCGGUUGUAUUUAAAUUUAUAUACAAUGCAAAUAACAAACAGAUUUCUUGAUGUCAUCUGUGUGUUUGCAAAUGUAAGCCAGCAUCCAAAGCUUGUGAGCAUCAUGCAUUGUUUGAAGAUGAACAUUGUUUGGGUGUACCCUAUCUGUUUUGCUGAAAAAGUAAAAAUAAUCAAGACUUAAUAUAAAUGGUUCAGCUGUAUUGUGAAAUUAUACUUUUCAACAUUAAAUAAAUAAUAUCCUAUAUA
Biomphalaria glabrata is the source of this 4422-nucleotide messenger RNA. RefSeq lists its product as uncharacterized. NCBI's taxonomy places the organism in Eukaryota, Metazoa, Mollusca, Gastropoda, Planorbidae. The record is from RefSeq and is a predicted model, not a curated record. The transcript is spliced from 5 exons. The coding region runs from base 271 to 1011 and encodes 246 amino acids.